Messenger RNA from Theobroma cacao (cacao), 1954 nucleotides. RefSeq names its product SET domain group 26 (gene ASHH1). Lineage: Eukaryota; Viridiplantae; Streptophyta; Magnoliopsida; Malvales; Malvaceae. Gene Ontology annotation, molecular function: histone methyltransferase activity; protein binding. The record is from RefSeq and is a predicted model, not a curated record. Gene Ontology annotation, cellular component: nucleus.
AGUACAAAUCAUGUUCAUUCUGCAAAAUUGGUGGGGGGAAAUCAAGAGAAAACAAGUAAAAGAGUUGGGUAUGGUACAGAACCGACGAUGUUUCGUCACUGACUUCAGCAAGUAAUAUUUCAAAAUUUCACUUAACGAGAUUCAGCUUGGGAAUUUAUUUAUUUAUUUUUGCUUAUUGUAAUGUGGAUAUGUGGUGAUUUGGCUUAGGGAUAUUCCUCAAAUGGAUCCAGAGAAUGACGACCUUCCUCAAUACGAGCAUGUUUUUCAAAAUGAAUUCUCAUAUCGAAAACACAAAAAGCAAAAGGAGGAGGAUAUUGCCAUAUGUGAGUGUAAAUUUGACUUCAGCGAUCCUGAUAGUGCAUGUGGAGAGAGGUGCUUGAAUGUACUAACAAGCACAGAAUGUACUCCCGGUUAUUGUCCGUGCGGUGUUUACUGCAAGAAUCAGAAAUUUCAGAAAUGCCAAUAUGCAAGAACUACAUUAUUUAAAACAGAGGGCUGUGGUUGGGGUCUGCUUGCUGCUGAAAAUAUAAAGGCAGGACAGUUUAUUAUCGAGUACUGUGGAGAAGUAAUAUCUUGGAAAGAAGCAAAGCAAAGGUCUCAAGCUUAUGAAACCCAAGGUCUUAAGGAUGCAUUUAUCAUUUCUCUAAAUGGCUCUGAAUCCAUUGAUGCCACCAAAAAGGGAAGCCUUGCUAGAUUCAUCAACCACUCAUGCCAACCAAACUGUGAGACAAGGAAGUGGACUGUUUUGGGAGAAAUACGGGUUGGAGUAUUUGCAAAGCUAGAUAUUCCUAUUGGAACUGAACUUGCAUAUAACUAUAACUUUGAAUGGUACGGUGGUGCAAAAGUUCGCUGCCUCUGUCGUGCACCCAACUGUUCAGGAUUUCUUGGAGCAAAGUCUCGUGGCUUUCAGGAGGAUACCUAUCUCUGGGAAGACGACGAUGAUCGGUAUUCAGUUGAAAAAAUUCCGUUGUAUGAUUCUGCAGAAGAUGAACCUGCCACAAAGCUCCUCAAAGCUGUUAAGUCAAAUUCUGAGAAUGAUGUUAACAUUAAAAAUGAACAGCCUGUGACAAUGGAUGUUAGUGUGAAAUCUGAACACCAGUUGGAGUCUACUGCUGAUCCAGUUCCUAUGGAAGGGGUAGUUGUGAAUGAAGUGAAAACCGAAUCAACCGAAGAGUUGAACUCAUAUUCUCCAGAUGCUCACCAGGCCUUUUCACAAAAGAAUGCAAUGAUAUCUCGCAUCAGAAGUAACAGUGCAUGCCGGAAUUAUCACAUUGGAUCACGGCCCAUGCCAAAGAAAAAGUCACAGCAUUAUUCUCAUGGAAAGUCAAAACAUCUUUCCAAUAAGCAAAUUGAUUUACAACAUCUUGCUCAGCUCUUGGCAUCAAAAGAAGCACAAGAGGAAGUUUUCAGAUAUGAGGAAUUGAAGAACGAAGCUGCUAGCCAGCUUGCUUCCUUGUAUGAUGAAAUACGACCGGCCAUUGAAGAACAUGAGAGGGAUAGCCAAGACAGUGUAGCAACCAGUGUGGCUGAGAAGUGGAUUGAAGCAUCCUGCUCGAAACUGAAGAUAGAAUUUGACUUUCAUUCUUCAAUUCUGAAAAAUAUUGUCAGGGCUCCACAAAAGGCGUGUGAGCAAUUGAAACCCUGUGAACUUGAAGGAGGCAAUGUUACUGAAGUGAAAUUGUUGGAAUUUUGAAAAUUAGAAGGGCUUGUUUUAGGAAAGAGCAUGUUUAACAUUAAUCGAUCAAAGAAAUAGGAUUUUAAAAAAAGGGAAGUAAAUCUGCCAAUUAGAGAUUCACUUGCAUUCAAACAGGUUAAUGUCAAUCUAAAGGGGAAAUUGCCCAUUGAUUUUUCUCCAAAUUUGUUUUAUGUGAAGGUAGUGAUAGCCUACGUUUAAUCAAAGUUUUAGGUGUUGUUUGUUAACGCAUUAAAUCAGUUUAUGAAGUUUUUCUCUGUA